AUGAACUUCAACUCUCAGGAGCAGGCCAUAGGUGGGCUAACGACUACAUUGGUCCGUUUCAUGUCCGGCCAGGAGGUUUGGAUAACAAAGGUUAAAUCACUCGAAUGCCAAUUGACUAGUAAAGUUACACCCGAUGAGCGACUUGAUGAGGUACUCUGGUUCGAGCUUCUUCCAUCUCUCGUGUCCUCCAGUACCCUCAUAACGCCCUAA
This is a messenger RNA of Protopolystoma xenopodis, 210 nucleotides long. NCBI's taxonomy places the organism in Eukaryota, Metazoa, Platyhelminthes, Monogenea, Polystomatidea, Polystomatidae. The record is from the annotation of a GenBank genome assembly.